AUGGCCAAGAAAAGAAAAGCGGGCGGUCGCCCCGCACAGAAGAACGAACCGUCUAUGCGCUCCAAGUUCGACGCGAACGAGCGGUUCGAGGAUUCCGAGGACGAGUUUCAGUCGAACCGUGAUCAAAUUCUACUAGAGGAGGCUCCGGAGGCCAAGCGUCGCCGUAAGGUCGCAGAAGAUGAGGAGCUUUUACAGUCCUCAGACGAGGAAAUUCUGGGAUACGAGUCCGUGGACGAGGACGGAGAUGAUCUCGAAGAUGAAGAAGACUCCGACGACGAUGCCGAAAUCAUGGGAUUGUCUAAAAAGUCUGGUGAUGCUGCAUCUGAUGAGGAGGAAGAGGGCAUUGCUGCGUGGGGUUCUUCCCGCAAGGACCUCUAUAAUGCGGACCAGAUCGAAACGGAAGCAGAUGCGUUAGAAGAAGAGCAGGAAGCCAAAAGACUCCAACAGAAGCAACUACAGGCUAUGGACGAGGCAGACUUCGGCUUCGAUGAGUCUGAGUGGAUCGAAUCUGGCAAAGAUGCACAGGAUGAGAAGGAUAGCGGAGUCAUCACGGAAGUUCUUCCUCAGGUAGAGAUCACGGAGGAUAUGGACGAUGACCAGAAGCGCAAAAUCUUGAGUGCCCGAUACCCUGAAUUCGAGCCCCUCGCCAAAGAGUUCGCCAGACUUCAACCGAUUCACAAAGAUCUGCAGAGCGCCGCAGCCAAGGCCUCUUUAGGGUCUCUCGACGACUCCGACGAACCCCGUCCCGCACCUGUGGCUAUCGUCAAGUUCCGUGCCUUGUCCACAUACCUGGGCACGAUAAGUUUGUACUUCAUGCUGCUCGCAUCUUCACCCGAAAGCUCCGAAACCCGCAUUCCGUUGUCUCCCGCUGAACUUCGCCAGCACCCCGUAAUGGGCUCCUUGGUCAAAUUUCGGAAAUUGUGGGAGGCAGUCCAGGAUCUUGACGACUCAGACACCCCCGAGGCUGUUCAGCGGCCCGAAAAGGUGCCAUCAUCUGAAGUCGCAUCUAUCGAGAAGAAGGUGAAAGCACCCAAGAAGGCUAAAGAGGUCGAGCAGAAGAAACUUACAAAGGCGGAGCGCGCAGCUGAAACUGCACGGGCUGAAGCCGAGGCUCGCCGUGCGGAGCGUGUGCGACAGACCGAGGCCGGACUCGCUGAGCUUGACGACCUGGUCACGGCGCCCACCCAGAAGCGGAAGACAACGAAAUCCAAAUCUUCCAAGCAUGAUGACGAAUCUGACUUUGGUGAUGAGAAUUCUCUCACAGCGCGCGAGGCCGACGAGAAGGCCAAACAGAAACGCUCGCUCCGAUUCUACACCUCUCAAUUGGCUCAGAAGGCGAACAAGCGUCAAAGCGCUGGUCAAAAUGCUGGUGGCGACGCCGACAUCCCUUACAGAGAGCGUCUCAAGGAUCGACAAGCUCGCCUCAAUGCUGAAGCUGAAAAGCGUGGUCGUCAACGACCAGAUAUUGGUGAAGAAUUGGGUGGCGACAGUGAUGAGGAGGAUCAUCGCGUCCGCAAGGAGUUGCGCAAAGGAGAUAACCAAUCCGGCACUGACGAGGACGAGUACUACGAUAUGGUUGCUGCGCGCUCCAAGCAACGCAAGGACGAGAAGAAAGCUCGAGCAGAUGCAUACGCCGCCGCUGCUCGGGAGGGCGGACAAGUGCAGAUUCAAGAAGAAAUCGGGCCUGACGGCAAGCGCGCUAUCACAUACCAGAUUGAAAAGAACAAGGGUCUCACACCAAAGCGCAGCAAGGAUGCGCGAAACCCCCGUGUCAAGAAGCGCAAGAAGUACGAGGAGAAGAAGAAGAAGCUCGGCAGUAUUCGCCAGAUCUACAAGGGUGGCGAAGGCCGUGGUGGCUACGGUGGUGAACUCACAGGUAUCAAGAAGAACUUGGUCAAGAGUGUCAAGUUCUAA
This is a messenger RNA of Penicillium diatomitis, 1914 nucleotides long. RefSeq names its product something about silencing 10 family protein. Gene Ontology annotation, biological process: maturation of SSU-rRNA from tricistronic rRNA transcript (SSU-rRNA, 5.8S rRNA, LSU-rRNA). Gene Ontology annotation, cellular component: small-subunit processome; nucleolus. The record is from RefSeq and is a predicted model, not a curated record. The transcript is spliced from 2 exons. NCBI's taxonomy places the organism in Eukaryota, Fungi, Ascomycota, Eurotiomycetes, Eurotiales, Aspergillaceae. The coding region runs from base 1 to 1914 and encodes 637 amino acids.